This is a messenger RNA of Beauveria bassiana ARSEF 2860, 747 nucleotides long. RefSeq lists its product as uncharacterized. The coding region runs from base 1 to 747 and encodes 248 amino acids. The record is from RefSeq and is a predicted model, not a curated record. The transcript is spliced from 2 exons. NCBI's taxonomy places the organism in Eukaryota, Fungi, Ascomycota, Sordariomycetes, Hypocreales, Cordycipitaceae.
AUGGCGCAGGCGCCGUUUCGCAGCAUCCACAGCCGCUUGGCCAGCCGGUCAAUACGAAUCAUGAUAUCCCCUACGCCGUCUACAUUUGCCGAGCGACGCUCGAUAUUACAAGUGCUGAAGAAAUACGGGCACGUUGACACUUUUCGGCGAGAAAACCACCAAGCGAACCGAUACAUUUCCGUCACGGGAAACGAAGACACGGCCACGACGCUGACGCGUCUGAGCCCCAUUGCCUGCCGCAUAUCGCUGCCCCGGAUCGAGCCCGCACAGCGCGCGCGGCAGCUGCAAAGCCUGCAAGAGCUCGCGGCCCAGCCUGUGAUUGAGUUUCAGACGCAGACGACGACGACGAAUGACGACGAGGAGCACGCGUCGCCGUCGCCGCCGCCGCCGCCGGUGGUAGAUGUGGAGAAGCCCGGCGUCGACUUUGAGACGCGCGAGUUUGUGCUGACGAUUGGGUUCGCGCGCGACUACGACCACGGCAACGCGGCGACCAAGGCGACGGAGCACGCCGCUUGGCCCAAGGGUUGGGCGACGGACAGGUCGUUUGCGGCGACGGCGCUCGGGGCGGUGCUACCCGACACGCUGCUGCGAAAGGGCCUCUGCCACUGGCUCGUCAAGCCGGCGCCGGCGGACGCCGCGCGGGACGGUGUGCAACAGCGGCUGGAGCGCAAGCAGACGAUGCCGGGGCAGAUGACCAUGGCCGAUCCGGUCGUGGUGAUGGUGCCGAAGCCGCGGCGAAGAAAGUGA